This is a messenger RNA of Chlamydomonas reinhardtii, 2510 nucleotides long. RefSeq lists its product as uncharacterized. The transcript is spliced from 8 exons. Lineage: Eukaryota; Viridiplantae; Chlorophyta; Chlorophyceae; Chlamydomonadales; Chlamydomonadaceae. Bases 240 to 2270 code for a protein of 676 amino acids. The record is from RefSeq and is a predicted model, not a curated record.
GGACACUAGCGCCAGCUGAGAAAUCUCAUCUGAUAGCACAAGCGGUGCUACUAUUUUGAACAGUGCAAUUCGUAGGUCAGCAUACAAGUCCUUGCUUAGGUUAAACAGACACGAUAGUCUGCAAACUCGAAAGUGUAGCGCGUUAUCAUAACAGAUCUUUCUGUCCGAUCGACGCACGCGCUCAAAAUCUGGUAUAUGGUUCCUGUUGAGAUACAUUGCACGCAUUAAGGACGCCGGGGAUGCUGCUUGGGGACGCUGCGCCUCAGCGCAUCGAUGUGGCCAUCAUUGGCGGAGGGCCCGCCGGCUUGUCAACAGCCCUGGCGCUGACGCGAGUGCUAUCUCCAAAUGUGUCCAUGACGGUGUUUGAAGGUCGCUGCCCCGGCGAGGCGGGCUCGGGUAUCGACCUGUCAGAGAACGGACUGCUUGCGCUGCAGGCUAUCAGCCCCCGCCUGCUGCAACGCUUCUACGAGACAGGCGACUUCCAGAACAGCUGGUCCCACUACGACGGCGCCUCCGGGCAGCUGGUGCAGGCCCUGGGGCUGCCGCAGACCGGCGCCCAGCGCAGGGCUGCGGGGCUGCUGCCGCCGCUCAAGAUGAGGUGGUGGGCCAUCACGCGCCUGCUGGAGCAGGAGUUGCCGCCGGCAGGUGUUGUUGCCCUGCACUACGGCUGCAGGCUCCUGGACUGCGCCGAGCUGGCGGAGGAGGAGGGGGCUGCUGACGCCGGCGGCUCAGGCGUGCCGCCAGAGGCCGCGGAUGAGGGGGCGAGCGGCUGUGUUGGUGCAGCCAUAGCGGGCGGCGGCGGCGGUGGGUCCUCAGGUGGCGAAGCUUCUGCAAGCGAGCGCUACCGCUACCGGCUCACCUUUGAAAUCCGCAGCAGCAGCCCCCAAGCUGGCGAUGGCGGCAGUAGCAGUGGCAGUGGCAGUGGCAACACCGGCGGGGGCAGUAGCACACGCUUGACGGUGCUUGCCAAAUGGCUUAUUGGGGCAGACGGCGGUUUCAGCCGAGUGCGCCGUUUGGUGGGCGACGGCCGCGCCCCUGUCUUCACGGGCUACUUCAGCUGGUGGGGCCGCGUGUCGGGUGCAGAGCUGGCGGCGGCGGCGGCCGCAGCUGGCGGCGCGGCGGAUGUCGACUCACUCUGGCCUGCGCCGCUGCGCGGCCCGCCCCGGAGCCCUAUGGUUCGCAACGCGGUCUACCUGCCUGCUGCCGACCGCAUCAGCACGACAAAGGCGGUGGUGGCGCUGCUGGUGCGGAUGAGGUCACCGUCGCAGCUGGGACAGGGGCAGGGGCAGGAGGUCACCGCCGCAGGGGCCGCCGCAGGGGCCGUAGCAGGGGCCGUAGCAGGGGCCGCAGCAGCGAGCGCAGGAGGUGGUGGUGCUGAGGCUGGCUGCUCCUCUUUAAGAGACGAUGGAGGUGAAGAUGAGGUGGUGGCCUGGUACCUGGAGGCGCAGACGGCGCACUUGGAGGCGGCGGGACUGGAUGCGUCGCCGGAGGGCCCCCACGUACGCCACACGGCCCCGGACGGAGGCCAUGCGGUCGCACUGGCGCGCUGCCUCGCUGUGUCCACCCACCUGCCCCCCGACGUCCGCGCCGCGCUGGCCGCCACGCCGCCUGCGCGGGUGCUGGAGCGGGCGCUGCACAUGCACCCGCCGGAGCAGCUAGAACUGUCGAGCUGGACCAACGGGUGCGGGAUGGUGCUGGUGGGGGAUGCGGUGCACAGCGCCGGGCGACCCGACGGCCAGGGCGGCAGCCUGGCGUUCGAGGACGCCGCGGAGCUGGCGGCGGCGGUGCGGCGGCACGGGCUGGGCCAGCAGGCGUUCGACAGCUUCGCCGCGUCCAGGCUGCCCCGCGUCAAGGGCAUUCGAGGCGACAACGCGCCGCCGUUUGCCGUACGCCGGGCCCUGAUGGACGCGACGGCCUUCGAGCCGCUGUGGGGCCCCGCCGACCUGCCGCGGCCAGAGGAGCUGCUGGGUGAGGAGCUGGGGCGAAUGCGGGUGUGCGCGGGUGGGGAAGAGGUGCCGCAUAGGGAGGCAGGGCAGGAGGUGGCGGAGCGGCAGGGCGGCUGUGGCGGGCAGCAGCAGCAUGCUGAGGCUGGCGUGGUGACGGUGGUGGCGCGUGUCGGGAUGGAGCCGGGGUUGGAGGCAGCUGCUAAGCUGGAUCCAGAGGCGGUGCGGGCGUGGUCGCGGCGGUGCUGCUGGGAGGUGGCGGAGCGCCGUACCGCCGGCCACAUCCUGCAGGCUGCGGUGAUCGGGCCGGUUGGCAAGCAGGGCUAGCUAGGUAUGAAACGGCUGCAAGCAGUGACUUCUGAACAGUAAGCACAUGUACGGCGGUGUGUACACGGCAAAUGUUCUUGGCUUUGCACGGUCGUGGUGGAGACAUUCGGAAGCUGGGCAAACCGCACACCCGAGCCCUUCGCUACCUUUUUGAGGGCGCUCUGACCAAUUCCGAGAUGUCUACCAGCUUUGAAGUUUGCAAACGAUUUGCACGGAGCUUUAAGACUUUUCCUCUCGACU